Molecule: messenger RNA, 536 nt
Organism: Drosophila bipectinata
Lineage: Eukaryota; Metazoa; Arthropoda; Insecta; Diptera; Drosophilidae
Gene: ATPsynCF6
Product: ATP synthase, coupling factor 6
Biological process (GO): proton motive force-driven ATP synthesis
Molecular function (GO): proton transmembrane transporter activity
Source: RefSeq, a predicted model, not a curated record
UCGGUCAUGUGCCAUCACUAAUCUCAGCUGCCAUUGUGAACUGACAAUUGACUGUUUUCCGUGCGAAAGUUUGCAUUUGCGAAGGAAAUUAAGAUGCUGUCGCAAUCCCUGCUGAAUGGCGUGCGUGUCCUGCGCACCGAAGCCCGCCGCAACAUCGCCAUCGUGGCCCCAGCCCUGAACAAGGCCUCUGAUCCCAUCCAGCAGCUGUUCCUGGACAAAGUGCGCGAGUACAAGCAGAAGAGCAGCGGCGGCAAACUGGUGGACCCCAACCCCGAAAUCGAGCGUGAGAUCAAGAAUGAACUGGAUCGUGUGGCCAAGCAGUUCGGCAGCGACGGCAAGACCGACUUCACCAAGUUCCCCGAUUUCAAGUUCCCCGAGGUCAAGAUCGACCCCAUUACACAGCCUGCCAACUAAAGGGCUAACUCCGCGUAUGACUUAGUUUAAUUGCUUUAAAUUUUGCUGCUGAUUUCGUCUGCAAGUACACGGAAGAGGUGAUAUCUUGGUACGUCAAACAUCCAAUAAAAUCGGAAAACCAA